Saccharomyces cerevisiae S288C is the source of this 2088-nucleotide messenger RNA. It is a transcript of the gene MLH2, whose product is annotated as mismatch repair protein MLH2. Gene Ontology annotation, molecular function: ATP binding; mismatched DNA binding; ATP hydrolysis activity. Bases 1 to 2088 code for a protein of 695 amino acids. The transcript has a single exon. Gene Ontology annotation, biological process: mismatch repair; meiosis I cell cycle process. Gene Ontology annotation, cellular component: mismatch repair complex; MutLbeta complex; nucleus. Lineage: Eukaryota; Fungi; Ascomycota; Saccharomycetes; Saccharomycetales; Saccharomycetaceae. The record is from RefSeq and is marked reviewed.
AUGACUAUACAUCAGUUAUCUCCAGAAUCCCAAUGGAAGAUUGUUUCUAGUUCCUUUAUUUACGGUCCGGUAGCUGCUGUAAGGGAAUUAUUAGAUAAUAGCAUCGAUUCGGGUGCUAAAAAAGUAUUCAUCGAUGUAGAUUCCACUACGGGAGGAUGUGAAUAUAUAUCAGUCAAGGACGAUGGAUCAGGUGUGGAUAUUAUCGACAGACCUUCUAUGUGCUUGGAAUACACCACAUCAAAGAUGAGUAGUCUCGGAGAUAUUUCGAUUCUGACUACUCUUGGAUUCAGAGGUGAAGCAUUGUUUCUUUUGUCAAACUUGUGUAACCAGAAAGGCUCAAUGCAGGUUGAAACAAAAACUGCAGAUGAUGUCAUUGGAGAAAAAUGGUUAGUUGAUAGUAAGGGUGGUAUUACCAAUGGAAAAAGGUACAAGGUAUCUUGUCCCGUGGGGACUACAGUAAUAUUAAGGAAACUUCUGGGAGGGUUACGAGCAAGGUAUCUCGAAAUUUCUUCGAGGCCAAGAAAAACAUUCGAUGAACUAAUCUAUUUAAUAAACCAUUAUUCUCUAAUUCAUAGAAAUAUUCGGUUUUAUUUUUCGUUGGUGUCAUUACAAAAAAAUGGUGCCAUAGAGCGUAAACAAAUGCAAGAAACGUUAGACCCUAAGAUUUCUAGAGCUAGAAGUUUGUCCCUACUAGCUAGACUAAAAAAGCCUGUGCCGCUGAACUUUAUUGUAGAAGAAAACUUUGUUAUCGACGAAAAAAUAAAUUUAGAUUUGAUCUUACCGAGGAUGGUGCCAGAAUCUGACGUUAUUAAUAUAAAGAGACGAUUUAAAUUUUUAUCUGUUAAUGAGAGAGCGCUAUCUUUGAACUUGGAGACGGGGAAGACUAUUUCUAAGUUACUAUCGUCAAUCUAUAGAGAUUUCUCUUUACUAGAUCCUAUGGUUUGGUUUAUUAAUUUAAAUUGCGAUACAAAGCUUCUUGACGUAAAUAUCGAACCAGAGAAAAAUGACGUGAUGAUCAAAAGUUUUGAAGUGAUAUUUAAGAAGAUAGAGAAUAAGUUAAAGUUGUUAUUGGAGGAGAGAAUUGGCAUCGAAACAAAUAUGCUGGGAGAUAAACAUGUUCAGCCUUCUAUCAACGAAAAAACUUCUCCCGCACUGGUGAUACCUACACCCGACGCAGAGAAUGAAAUAUCAAAGGGCUGUGGUGCUGUUAGUGGUAAAGACAAGACUGACAUCCCACAAAAAAACUCAGAUUUGAUAGUACCAACUUUUUACGAUGAAGCAAACUUAGAGAAUACGACCAUUGUCGCUGCUACUCCUUCACCUACAAAAUUUAGCGAGGAUAAAGCUCUUGACGAACAAACUCAGCUGACCAUUUCAAGUUAUAGAAGCUCGAGUUCCGGGUCUAUGGCUUCCGAGGACAGUACUAAUUGGCGACAUAAUUUCCAACAAGAACUAAGCGAAAAUAGUGAAGUAGCAGGAGCUGGAUCCUCAACAUUACCCUCGUCAUUAACUUAUAACUAUAUAGAAACUAUUCCAGAGAACGAGGAUUUAGAACUUUCUAAGGACGCUUCUAUUUCUAAUCCUUUUAUGAUCACAAAAAUAAGAAACGUCAACAAGAAACUGAGCGAAAACUUACUUGAGGCCAAACGUACUAGCUGUGGAGAUGCCAAUAAAAGGGGAAUGCCCAACGAAAGACAGCUUUCAAAUACAGAAAAAAAGGAACUAAUAAAGCUUCAGCAAACCUACGGUAAAAGAAACAAUACCGUGGACAUGACCAUUCCACGAAAUUCGAAAAAAAAAGUAACUGAUAAUUAUAUAAAGAAAGCAUCCUGCAUGCACAAAACAAGGCCGAAACUCAUGCAUUUUUCCGAGUAUACCAACAACUACGUCUAUACCCUGAAGAAUGAAAAAAUUGUUAAGCAUGACAGCGAUAACUUUGCCAAAGAAACUCUGUGGUUACGAUCGAGGGACGAUGCCACAAGCCCUUCUUCCAGUCUUUUGCAAGCCUUGCGAGCGCAUGUGAAGAAACCGGGACACAUUGAAGCCACGACAAAUGAAUGGUGCCUCUUCACGCCAGACAGCCCCUGA